Cavenderia fasciculata is the source of this 1095-nucleotide messenger RNA. RefSeq lists its product as uncharacterized. NCBI's taxonomy places the organism in Eukaryota, Evosea, Eumycetozoa, Acytosteliales, Cavenderiaceae. The record is from RefSeq and is a predicted model, not a curated record. The transcript has 2 exons. Bases 1 to 1095 code for a protein of 364 amino acids.
AUGAAUAUUCUUGAUUCUAAAAGAAAAGAUAAUCUUUUUAAAAGUUUAUUACAAUCUAUUUACUUAAGAAAAAAGAUAUUCAAACAUGUUGAAGAGAUUCAUCGCUUACUACUUGGACAAGAUGGAUACUUAAAAUCACAAUAUGCUCGCAAAUCACAUCAAAUGAUUACAUUAAAGGAAUUUAUCAUAAUGAAUCGAUUGGAUUUAUUUAUUAAACAUUUUGAUACUGUUUAUCCAUUAAUGAUGGAUCCAUUAAUGUUAAAUGAUAAAGAUAAAGAUAUUCGUUUUAGUUUCGAGAACAAAAGAUUUAAUUUUUUAAUUAAUACUAUUUUUGAAUAUGAUAAUUCAACAAUAUUUGAUUAUUUAUUGAAAAAAUUUGGAAGAAUCAAUCAUUCUACUCUUGAAUCUUUUUUAUCAAAAAGAAUUCGUCAUUUACCGAGAAUCUCAAGAGUUUUAAUAAGAGAUGGAUAUCAUUUGGUUCACAAGAAUCUGGAAGAUUUAAGAAACCCUCCAACCUUGAUUGGAUCAAUCAUUGAUAGUGCAAUCAUAAAUGGUGACUUUUUAAUGAUCGAUCAAUUAUGCAAUGAUUGUAUUGACUCGAAAAAAGGUAGUAGUAGUACCAACAACCAUCCUUUGAAAAAAGUCGUCAACCAAAUUAAUUUGAUCAAAAAACUAGACAAAGAAACAAAAAAAGACAGUCUUUCAAAAUAUCAAGUAAUAUUUGAUAUUGCCAAAAGAUUACUAGAAUGUGGUGUAGAUAUUAGAGUUGGUAUUUUUUCUAGUGUUAUGGAUCAUGAUUGGGAAAAUGAAAAACUUGGUAACCAAGAAAUUUUAAAAUGGAUAAAAGAUAGUUUCAAUGACAAAAAAGAGUUUGAAGAUUUGCUGGAUAGUCAAUUUUCAGAUAUUGAACUCUUUGCUUCAACAAAGACUCUAGAGCUGAUUGAAUUCCAAAUGCCACCACGCAUACUCAACGUCACUCACCAUUUGGCGACAUUGGCCGCCCAAUAUGGAAAUCUAGAUUUUCUUUCAUAUGUCUCCCAUCGUCUCAAAGAUUACAAUUAUCUUUUCAAAAAUCCUCAACUUGAAAUGCAUUGA